Messenger RNA from Brachypodium distachyon (stiff brome), 2551 nucleotides. RefSeq names its product patellin-3. Lineage: Eukaryota; Viridiplantae; Streptophyta; Magnoliopsida; Poales; Poaceae. The coding region runs from base 258 to 2063 and encodes 601 amino acids. Gene Ontology annotation, molecular function: lipid binding. The record is from RefSeq and is a predicted model, not a curated record. The transcript is spliced from 4 exons.
CUCGUCCAGUCCACCUGCUGAGUGCUCUCCCAGCGCAUGCUUCCAGCAAAGCAAAACACCAGACGAAACGGAACCAAAGCUGGUCGCUUGACAGCCUGCCUGCUUCGCUUCCUUCCCUCUUCCUCCCUACAAAUCUCUCGUCUCUCCGUUUCAUUCAUCCCUCUCUCUCCACCUCGAUUCUCCCUCAACUCCGCCCAUCGCUUUCUUGUCCUUACACGCGCGCCGUUCGAUUCGAAUCGGGCAGCUGUUAGGCAGGCAUGGCCGAGGAGACGAAGCAAGAAACUGCCGCGGCAGCCGCCGAGUUGGUCGCGACGGAGGCGGAGAAGAAGGCGGAGGUGGAGGAGAAGGUUGACGAGGCAGCGGCGGCGGCGGCAGAGGAGGCGGAGGAGGAGAAGAAGAUAGAGGAGGCGGAGACGGAGGCCGGGGCGGAAGAGGCGGCGGUGAUCGAGGGCAGCACGGGGUCGUUCAAGGAGGAGAGUAACCUGGUGUCCGAGCUCGCCGACCCCGAGCAGAAGGCGCUUGCCCAGCUCAAGGAGCUCAUCGCCGCCGCGCUCGCCAGCGGGGAGUUCGAUCUGCCGCCGCCCCCGCCGCCGGUUCAGCCCGACACGGCGACUCCGGCGGCCGACGAUGCCAAGACGGAGGAGGCAGAGGAGCCUAAGGCCGAGGAGGCGGCCAAGAGCGAUGCGGCGCCCGAAGGAGAGGAGCCUAAGGCCGAGGAGGCUGAGGUGAGCGAGCCCAAGACAGAGGCUCCCGCGCCAGAGGAGCCCAAGACGGACGACCCGGCCCAGGAGGAGCCCAAGACCGUGGAGCCCACCAAGGAGGAGCCCAACACAGAGGCGCCAGUGGUGGCCGCCGCCGAGCAGCCCAAGGCCGUGGCGGCGGCCGAGGAAGCCAAGCCGGCCGAGCCGACGCCGGAGACGGAAGAGAAAACCGUCGUGGUCACCGAGGAGGAAGGCACCAAAGCCGUGGAAGCCACAGAGGAGACCGCCGUCCCCGCCGCAUCCGAGCCUGAAGCGGCGCCGGCGGCGGAGCUGAUCUGGGGUGUGCCGCUGGUGGGCGACGACGAGCGCACGGACACCGUGCUUCUCAAGUUCCUUCGCGCACGGGAGUUCAAGGUGAAGGAGGCCAUGGCGAUGCUCAAGGCGGCGGUGCUGUGGCGCAAGAGCUUCGGCAUCGACGCGCUCCUGGGAACCGACCUCGGCGUGCCGGAGUUGGAGAACGUGGUGUUCUACCGCGGCGCCGAUCGCGAGGGACACCCCGUCUGCUACAAUGUCUACAGCGAGUUCCAGGACAAGGAGCUCUACGAGAAGGCAUUCGGUGACGAUGAGAAGCGGGAGCGCUUCCUCAAGUGGCGUAUCCAGCUCCUCGAGCGUGGCAUCCUUGAGCAGCUGGACUUCUCGCCCAGCGGCAUCUGCUCCAUGGUGCAGGUCACUGACCUCAAGAAUUCGCCACCCAUGCUCGGCAAGCACCGCGCCGUCACCCGCCAGGCGCUGUCACUGCUCCAGGACAACUACCCAGAGUUCAUCGCCAAGAAGGUUUUCAUCAAUGUGCCAUGGUGGUAUCUUGCGGCAAACAAAAUGAUGAGUCCGUUCCUUACACAACGCACCAAGAGCAAAUUCACGUUUUGCAGCCCAGCCAAGACCGCGGAGACCCUUUUCAGAUACAUUGCGCCAGAGCAGGUCCCUGUCCAAUUUGGUGGCCUCUUUAAAGAAGAUGACACUGAGUUCUCAACUUCUGAUGCUGUUACUGAGCUCACUGUCAAACCUUCUUCAAAAGAAACCAUUGAGAUUCCUGCUACUGAGAACUCCACGGUUGUGUGGGAGCUUCGUGUGCUUGGAUGGGAGGUGAGCUAUGGUGUGGAGUUCACCCCUGAUGCGGAGGGUGGCUACACGGUCAUCGUGCAAAAGACAAGGAAGGUGCCCGCUAAUGAGGAACCAAUCAUGAAGGGCAACUUCAAAGUUACUGAGCCUGGCAAGGUUGUGCUCGCCGUCAACAACCCAACAUCAAAGAAGAAGAAGCUACUGUAUCGACUCAAGGUCAAGAGCUCCACCGAAUCCGCUUGAGGUUUCCGCUGUCCACAGGUCCAUAUCCCCACCAUUUGAACAUUUUGCAUGAUAGGCGAAAAAUAUGAUUUUAGAUGUCCAUUUUGUGUUUAUUUCUUUAAUUUGUUGGCUUGCUGUUUCUUGGGGUCAGAUUUGUAUGCUUUUAUUCAAACCAAAGUGAGCUUGUUGUUCUAUGAGAUAGCUGUGAUCAGAAGCUGGGGAAGUUUGAGAUAGUGACGGUCUCGAGAUCAGGAGGGGGCGAGGGGCAGCUGUGGUAGGAAGGACCGAAGAACUGUUGCUUAUCUGUAUAUCUGUCUGUACAUGGUAUCCAUGGAUUCUCUUUCAAAAACAUGUUAAUUCUUAGAAAGUCUCCAUGUUUUGUGGUCACCAGCACCAUGUUACUCUCCAUGUUCGUCUGCUCCUUCCCUUUUGUCGUUGUUCUUGCCUGUUGGCGCCUUGUAUCUGGCAAUGAUUACGGACAAAUUACGUCCAUGCCAUGGACGUCAGUA